AUGCGAUUAGCUCCUCUCCUCCCGCUGCUUGCAGCUCUUGUGCUGGCCGCAGAUGAUACUACUUCCUCCGCUUCUUCCUCCUACCAGUCCAAAACAACGAUCUCCGACACCAAGAGCUUUCUCACACUAGAUGGCACCGUCACAGGCACCGUCAGUGAACCGGCCACACGCACUGGCCAUUACAUCACCUACACAAGCACCAAGACCUUGUCCACAAACCAUGGCGGUAUGGCAAACUUGACGUCCGACACAGGCUCGGCCUCCACGGGAAAUUCCACGCACACAACGAGCACGGAUUCGAUGACCCGGCUGGUGGGCAACAACACGGUCAAUGCCACUCGCACAGCGACGAACACGGCCUCGUCUUCGCCGCCCGUCGUCAACACCCAGCCGUGCAAUGGAUACGCCGAACUUUGCGCACGGAACUACUCCAACAUCACCAUGGUGGCAGCCCAUAAUAGUCCGUUUGUGAAACUGGGGAAUAUCGCUGCGAAUCAGGCACUGCAUGUUGAAACGCAGUUGAAUGAUGGGAUUCGCAUGUUACAAUUCCAAACCCAUUUGAUCAACGGCACUGUGAAACUCUGCCACACCAGUUGCGAUCUGCUAGACGUGGGAACCCUGGAAUCGUACCUCACCACCGUCGCACGGUGGAUGAAGGACCAUCCGUAUGACGUUGUCACGAUCUUAAUCGGCAACUACGAUUAUGUUGACCCGGGCAACUUCACGGAACCCAUCAAGAACUCCGGACUAAUGGAUAUGGUGUACACACCUCCCAAGAUCCCCAUGGGUCUGCAUGACUGGCCCACGCUGUCGACCAUGAUCCUGUCAGGGAGACGCGCGGUCGUGUUCAUGGACUACCAGGCCAACCAGACCGCAUAUCCGUGGCUCAUGGAUGAGUUCUCGCAGAUGUGGGAAACGCCCUUUUCACCGACGGAUCGUAAUUUCCCCUGCACCGUGCAGCGGCCGCCCGGUCUGCAACCGCCGGGUGCCAGCAACCGGCUGUACAUGGCCAACCAUAACCUUAAUUUGGAGCUGAACGUUGCGAAUCUGAACCUGCUGAUUCCAAACAUGGCGCUGCUGAAUCAGACGAAUGCGGCGGAUGGGUUUGGUAGUCUGGGAUGGAUGGCUACCAAUUGCACCCGGGACCAUGACCGUCCGCCCAACUUCCUUUUGGUCGAUUACUAUAACUACGGCAAGGUGAACGGAUCGGUGUUCCAGGUGGCGGCCGACAUGAACAACGUCACCUAUAAUGGCAAGUGCUGUGGCACGACGUCGGGCGGAUGGAGUGUUACGCCGCAGAGUAUGACUGUGUCCAUGGUGCUGAUUGCGGGGGUACACUAA
This is a messenger RNA of Aspergillus tanneri, 1341 nucleotides long. RefSeq lists its product as uncharacterized. Bases 1 to 1341 code for a protein of 446 amino acids. Gene Ontology annotation, biological process: lipid metabolic process. The record is from RefSeq and is a predicted model, not a curated record. Gene Ontology annotation, molecular function: phosphoric diester hydrolase activity. NCBI's taxonomy places the organism in Eukaryota, Fungi, Ascomycota, Eurotiomycetes, Eurotiales, Aspergillaceae. The transcript has 4 exons.